GGAUAUCUUUCAUUUACAUAAUUGAGUUUAUCAGUGUGAGUGUAUAUUCUAUGCUUAGGCCUUGUGAGUGAUAUGUAGGUAUUUUGCCAACGUCCGAGUAAAUCAAAUAAAUCUGAGUGAUAAGAUAACCCAGGGAUAACUUGGUCGAUGAUGUCGAUGCAUUCGUUCACUCGUUAAAAAAGUCCAACCAUUUCAAGUCAUCAAAAAGAACAGGUUAAAAUAUCCAAGGAAUUGGUUGAUGACAAAGUUUGCAAAAUAAUGUACCCAAGGACAGCAUUGUUGGAAAAGUAGUGGUUCUGGACGACAAAUUUGCAAUACAGAAGACUUAAGGAAUCAAGUCGGUCGCAAACCAUCUCUUAGUAAGACAUGGAACCCAAGGCUAAGAAAGCCAGGCUUACCUCGACCCGCCCUACUGUAGCAAGAUAUUUUGAAUGCGUAUCCUGUCUUGGUCGUGGUUCAUUUGGAAUUGUCAUGGAAGCAUGGGCUAAACUGGAGAGGUCUGCUUGUGCAAUUAAGUUUAUCUUCCCAGAUAAAGAGGACGACGAAGAACUGAAAAAAAUACUUCGAGAAUGUGAGAUCACGGAAAAUUUAAAACCUCACGAAAAUGUUGUAAGAAUAAUUAAAGUAUCAAGAGAUGAAUAUUCCAUUAAGGAUUUGAAUCGUGUCAUGCCAAACAAAAUAUCGCCAUCGGACAAAGGCUACUUAGGCUUGAAAGAAAGAUGGACAAUAUUAGGGGUUUCAUUGGACGAAGGCUACUUAGGCUUGAAAGAAAGAUGCAGGAAUAAGUUGAAAGGAAGUAAGACAAUAUUAGGGGUUUCAAUCCAGAUGGAGCUGUGUGGUGAGGAUUUAAGGAAAUGGCUGAAUAAUGAAAUACUGGCUCCCUCGAUUAACCUCUUACUCGUUCAAAUCCUAGUUAUAAAGGACAUGGUUGCAGGUUUAGCGCAUUUACACAAAAACAGCAUCUUGCAUCGAGAUUUUAAACCAGAAAAUGUCAUGUUCGCCAAGAGCAAUUUCACACUCCCUGUUAAGAUAGGAGAUUUCGGCUUGUGUAGAAAUUUGCGUUUGGCAGAAAGUCAAAAUAGUACUCUGACCAGUAGGAUGGGAACGGUUGACUACAUGGCUCCAGAAUCGUAUGGAAGAGAUUACAGUUUUCCAGCUGAUCUGUACUCAUUAGGGUUGGUAAUUUGGGAAGUUUGUCAACUCCUUAAGUCCAAUGAAAAGAAGCGCCUAUUUGACCGCCUUGUAAAUGAUAAAGAAGAACACCUGGUUGUAGAUCAUCUAGAGAUUCAAGGCGUCCAGCAGCUCAUCCUUGACUUAACAAAAAGAGGGGCAGGUGAUAGAAUUCAAAGCAUUGACGAGGUCAGUGGUAUAGUUGAAGCGUGGACUUUUAAAAUAAAUUUAGUUGCUCGAAAUGGUGAAGAAUUGGAGGAAUUUUUAAAGAGUCCGGUUCCUGGGUUAGUAAUAACCCUUAUCGAGGGUAUGUAUUCGGGAAAGUUUGAGACGAGAGGAGAAAAUGUCACAAUAAUCGGUAAAGGAGAACAAACCAUCAUCAAAGGUGAAUUUUAUAUUUAUGGGACUGGUAAUAAAAUUUCAAACCUCAAAUUCCAGCAGGGCGAAGUAUAUAAAGCAGGAUUGUGUUGCUUGAAAGUAUAUGGCAAUAAAAAUAAGUUCCAUGACAUUUCUCUGUCUGAUGGAUCCAGUGGAAUUGUAGUAACUGGCCACCAUAAUCAAUUCGAAGGCAUAAAUAUUUCUCACAUGAACGAUGGCAUGAUAAUUUCUGGUUCUUACAAUGAAAUUGAUCGCGUGAUACUUGAGACAAUUUUAAGUAGAUGUAUAAGCCUUGAAUAUAACAACUCAUGCAAUAACACGAUCUGCAAUGUGACAGGAAACAACAUAACAUCAGGAAUUUGUUCUAGUGGCCAGGGUAACUCAUUUAAAAAUAUUUCAUUUACAAAGGGUAAUGGAUAUGGAGGGUACGGAGUUUUAUUAUUUCAUGACGCAAAGUUCAACAAGGUGGAAAACUUCACUUGUACCGGAUUUACUGAGGAAGGUUCCGCUCUAAAUAUAUCCUCGAACAGCUGCACUGCAUUGCAUGGCAAGUGCGACUCAAUUAAGAUCGCUUCCAAUGACGUCGUAUUAGAAGAUGUGGAUGGUGGUGAAAUAAUUGAAAUUGAUAAUAAUUGCACAGGGGUUGAGUUGCGCAGGUGUGAAGCGAAAUUGCUAAGGCGAAUUGUGAGGCGAAUUCCAAAGUACAUCUUGCAGAGUCAGAAUUUGGUAGAAUAGAGAAUCAGAUCGUGUCUGAUGAAAAUUCUAAAUAGAAUACUAGACACCAUACAUGUUAUGAUUGUGUAAUUUACUGAGUCAGGAAUACAUCAUAGUUAAUAAUUAAGCCAAAUGCGAAAUAAAAUACAAACAUGUAAAACUUAAACGGUAAACCAUGGGAAGAAAUUAAAGGGUGUAGAAAUUGAUUAUAAAACUUGAUUAUUAAAAUAUUGAAACAAUUUUUAAAAUUUAUUGUCAAAUAAUUAAAGUUUUUUCUUUAUUGUCAAUUUAAUAAAGUAACCUAAUUAACCUUAA
Folsomia candida is the source of this 2577-nucleotide messenger RNA. Its product is annotated as serine/threonine-protein kinase PknD. The transcript is spliced from 3 exons. The coding region runs from base 367 to 2283 and encodes 638 amino acids. Lineage: Eukaryota; Metazoa; Arthropoda; Collembola; Entomobryomorpha; Isotomidae. Gene Ontology annotation, biological process: protein phosphorylation. Gene Ontology annotation, molecular function: ATP binding; protein kinase activity. The record is from RefSeq and is a predicted model, not a curated record.